Tribolium castaneum (red flour beetle) is the source of this 1436-nucleotide messenger RNA. RefSeq names its product zinc finger protein 675. Gene Ontology annotation, molecular function: DNA-binding transcription factor activity, RNA polymerase II-specific; RNA polymerase II transcription regulatory region sequence-specific DNA binding. Lineage: Eukaryota; Metazoa; Arthropoda; Insecta; Coleoptera; Tenebrionidae. Gene Ontology annotation, biological process: regulation of transcription by RNA polymerase II. The record is from RefSeq and is a predicted model, not a curated record. The coding region runs from base 154 to 1335 and encodes 393 amino acids. The transcript is spliced from 2 exons.
GUACUUCGCGUUUGUCGUAUUUUACAACUAACCCUGCAAAAUGUCAGAAGCUUUAAAAUAAGGUUGUGUUUAUUUACAUCAUUCUGAGCCAAAUUUAGCUCAAUUUCGCUAUCUAAUGGUUGGAAAAUCACCACAAACUGACACUGUACUGGUAUGAAAAAAAUGUCAACAAAAUCAAGCAGUGCCAUUGAGUUAUUAAACAAAAUUAACAAAGGCCAAAAACGUAGAUUAUAUCUUGAAGACUUUUACUAUUCGUACAAGUGUUCGCGACUUGAACCUGAAGCCCAAAAUCGCGAUUUAAAUGAUUAUGAAGAUGUUAAACCAAAAGUGGAGAAUUUGGAGACCAAAACGCAACCGAACCAAAAACCGGUCUACCGUCACAACACCCGUCGCAAAUUGCCAUACGGUGACUCUGAGAAGAAGUACGUUUGCAAUAACUGUACCUUCCGAAGUAAAUAUCGCAAAAGUCUUUCGGAACACCUCCUUCUUCACAAGUCACGUGACGAAACCCCCAUCUACCACUGUAGCGAAUGUUCAUAUGAAACUAAACGUAAGCAUUACUUGCGCAAACACAGUCUGAUUCAUAAUUCGAGCACAAUGCACAAGUGUCCCGAAUGUGACUUUGCCACGAAACGCAAAGAUGGCCUCCAGCGCCAUCUUCUCUUGAUACAUAACCACAGUUCGGACGCUUUGAUAUACAAGUGUCCCGAAUGUAGCUACCAGACCAAAUUGAGCUAUAGUCUCACAUCGCACAUGCUCGUGCAUAAAACCUCGGAUGAUUUUUACAAAUACAAGUGUCCCGAAUGUCCAUACAAAACCAAAGAGAAACGCUCAUUGUUCAAACAUUCCCUGAGCCAUAAAAGUAAAGACGAGAUAAACACAUACAAGUGUCCCGAAUGUCCGUUCGAGACGCGUCGCAAGUCGAGUUUGAGUAAACAUAUGGCGGCGCUGCCGGGCGAUGAGUUCGGGGAAUCACACAAAUGUACAGUUUGUGCGUUUGAAACGACGCGCAAGAAGUGUCUAAGGAGCCACAUGUUGUCACAUCGUAAUGCCAAUAAGGCGUACAAAUGCCCGUUUUGUCUCUACGAACACACCAAGAAGAAAAAACUAACACGGCAUAUUAAUGUACAUAAUGACGGAGAGGAGUCUUUUAAGUAUAGAUGUCAGGAGUGUCCGUUUAAGACCAAAUGGGUGGAUGCGCUCAAUACGCACAAGCUGAGACAUGUCAAAGAGGAGGAUGGCGGGAUUUUCAAAUGUAUGGUGUGUUCGUAUAAUGCCAGGAAUAAGGCGCAUCUCACGAGGCACUUGAAGAUGCACAAGAGGGAUAGCGUUUAGAGUUUUUUUGUUCUUAGGUUGUUUAACUGUGAUAUUGCCAGUCAAAGUCCCUACUAGGGUGUUGUAGAUUUGUGUCGAUAAAUAAAUAAUUGUAUAUGCUG